This is a messenger RNA of Tigriopus californicus, 7466 nucleotides long. RefSeq lists its product as uncharacterized. Gene Ontology annotation, cellular component: cytoplasm. Gene Ontology annotation, biological process: G protein-coupled receptor signaling pathway. NCBI's taxonomy places the organism in Eukaryota, Metazoa, Arthropoda, Copepoda, Harpacticoida, Harpacticidae. The transcript has 29 exons. Bases 204 to 6068 code for a protein of 1954 amino acids. Gene Ontology annotation, molecular function: G protein-coupled receptor binding; guanyl-nucleotide exchange factor activity. The record is from RefSeq and is a predicted model, not a curated record.
GGGUCAAGAGUGGUAACCCUGUGUACAUAUGAUAGAGGCGAGCUGCAAAAGUUUCAGAUUGCUCCAGUGGCAAUUAUAGUGCUUAUAAACUAACUAAAGUGUGCGAAUCUUGUGAAUUUUGAAGACCUUUGACUAACUCCUGGAUCGUGUUGAUUAAUCCUAUUGUGUUUAAUCGUGUUUAGAAUGAGUGAAGAACUCUCAAAAUGGACUAUUUAAGUGUGCGCGGAAUGGGCAAAGAAAGGAUUCUGGUGGUAGCCAAAGAAAAUGGAAGUUAUGGCCUGACUCUAUCCGGCGAUAAACCCGUGUACGUUCAGACGGUGCGAUCCAGUGGACCCGCAUAUCGAGCCGGUAUCCGGGAGAAUGACGUGAUUAUCCGCGUGAAUGGAACAAGUGUCGUGGGAUCUUUGCACGCAGAAGUGGUGGACAUGAUCCAAGGGCAUGAGUCCGUGACUUUGAGUGUGGUCGAUUCCACGAAUCGAGCCAAUGGGAAUCUGGGAUCUCCAAUUAGCCCCAAUAACAACAACCUCAGUCCUCGUGGAUCUCAAUUGAGCCUCAGCUCGUCACUCUCUUCUUUGAGCAUUAGAGGAAAUUCCAAAGAAAGGAUCACUGCUCCAAUCCCGGCCAACCCGAGCGUUCUAAAACCUCCAAAUAGUGGCAAUUUGCCCCGAAAAACUUCUGCCAGUUCCAUUUUGCGAAAGUUGAGUUUUGGUCGCUCAGAUCGGGAUGGCAAUAGCAAUAGUAGUGGCAAUCAAGAGGCGGGUGGCAAACCCAGAAGCUGGUCCGAGCGUUGGAGCUUUGGAAUUCAUUCGACAGCGGGAUGGCAUGGAAUUCCAGAGCCAUCUCAAUCUUCUCCUUGCCAAUCACCUUGGUUGCAUACUGAUGUUGUUCGACAGCUCCAGAACGAUAAGAUCCACACUGUGCAUUUAAUGGUUGAACAAGAGCAAAGAAAUGUGGACCAACUUCGACAGGAUUUGGUCCGACACUUCACACGGAAGCGACAGACGGAUCUGGAUCUAGCCACCAAACGAUUGGACAAGCUUAAGGGCAAGCUGGAGAAUUUGAAGAGACAAACGCCCGAAUCUUGUCCGACGUCUCUGCCUUUUCUGGAUCCUCGGGACACUCAAACGAACACGCCUUCUCCUCCACCUAGGCCUCUUGCGACCAUUCCGCCGCCCUUGCCGGCAAGGAAUAAAUCCAGUACGCCCAAUUUAUCGGGCACGCCCCCUCUUCCACCUCCAAGACCUUCGCCGAAUGUGGCGCCUUCCCCACCACCCAAAAAUCAUCUGAAUAAGAAGUCGCCCAAGCGAAGCAACACCACCGGAUCCAGUCAGGUGGGUCUCAACUCAGCAAACAACGGGACGAACCAUGGAUCAGCCAACAAUACGCCCACCCAUUCUGCUGCCUCACCAAAGACACCUCAUCACGAACGGACCAAGUCAAGUCCUACCAGUCUCAUGGACUUCAGCGAAAGCAAUGGAGCGUCCUCGAGUUUGAAUUUGGACUCUUCUCGGGGAUGGUUUGGCUUCGGCAGAAGGGAUGGUCGCGUCAGCCCCAGAUAUGAGACGCCCCCGGGAACGCCCCCACCUCCUUAUCGGGAUCGGAUUGAGAGUCCAAUGGUCAUUGGAUCGCCAACGAACGAGGUUCCCCUUGUUGGUCGUUCCACUCUGAGCUCGGCACCACCUUUCAAUGCAACAACGCCUGCGAGGCGUCGUGACAUGGGCAAUCCUGAAAAUAUAAACUUUGAUCAGUUCAAGAACAUGGAAGAGGAUGACGAGUAUGAUGACCACGGCGACGAGAGCACGCAAAAUGUCAUGAAACAUGUCUGGAACCUAAUUGCUCAUAAUGCUCAUUUAGCCGUGUUUAUCGUCUUCGUCAUGGAAACGGAACGUGAUCCCGCAGCUUUGUUCUUUUAUCUACUCACCGACCCGGUUCAUUAUCACAAGAAUCUGAAAGACAUGCAGAAAUGGGCUUAUGAAAUCCAUUCCACGUUUCUUCUUCCGGACGCGCCGCUAAGAGUCCCCAACAUCACGGCGCAAAUCGUGAACGAAAUCAACUCGGCCCUUGAGGAGCGCUUCGAUCAAGAUGAAGAGCAUAAGAAGCUUUUCGUAAAAGCUCGCUUCGUAGCCAAAAAUGCCGUUCGUCUUCAAUUGAAUGAUUUCAAAGCCGAGCGAUCCGCGGGACUUAGUCGGUUCUCCGGACCUUCCGAGUCCGACUUGAAGACCUGUGUUGAUAAUGUGGCCAAGGAAAUUCAAGUGAUCAACGAUCACCUCAUUCCUGUGAUUGACACUCUGAGCCAUGAUCUGGAGAACUGCACGAAUCGCACUUUGGCGAUCGCGUCAUGUUUGGCCACGAUCAUGUCCAAAAUAUUCAACGCCAAAAGCUCUCGGAAUGCGAGUUUCUUGGAUCGAUGCCCGAUGUUUCUGUCGGACAAGAAAUCUAAAUUGUUUGGCAAAAACGUCAAGAAAAUCCCGUUGAUGGGCCAUAAUUUCGAGCUCAAGCAAUUCACACACCCUACUUUGUGCAAUUUCUCCAAAGGAACGAUUUGGGGCAUUGGUCCCCAAGGAUACGCUUGUCAAAACUGUGAUUUUAAUGUGCUCAAAAGGUUCGUGAACAGAGUUGAGGAGCCUUGCAUGGAGAAGAGCCGCAAGGUCACGAAAACCACGCAACUCUCAAAAUUGGCCUCGGAUUUAGGCUUACCUCUGAUGAGAACUGCGGCACCUUUGCCAGGACGAGAAAGCCUGAGAAUCUUUAGCACGAACCCGGACGAGCUUGACAUCGGUGAAGUUCAACAUCCUCAAACCCGGGGGGCACUGCAUCCGUUGCCUCUGUCUAGUUCCCAAGUGCAAUCUCCCGGUGAUAAUCCUGACCAUUCGAUGCCCACUUCUAGUUCUGCAAUCAAUUUGAACUCAACUCCAGAUGCAAGUGGUCCCUCACCUUCAGUGCCUGUUGGAUCCAAUGAGAAGUUGCAUCUUUCGCCCGCUAGAGGGCAUCUCAAGGAUGCUGCGGCAGCCAGCUCAUCUCCAAAAGCUGGGAACAGAGUGGACCGCUCCCAGAGUUUAAGAGACCAGGAAGCGGUAAGUCGAGGACAAAAGCGUGGAACCCCUGGCCGUGAAAGGCGAAAAAACUCCGAUCCCAACCUUCCUCGGGGUGGAACAAGGCAAAGUGACGUCGAAGUCGAAAUUCCACCUCAUCAACAAACAACCAGCUCAGGGAGCUCAACAUCUAGUCUGUCAGCCAGUCGGUCGUCAGUUGAUAGUCCAGCCGGAUCCCAGGAAAUGGUGACCGCUGCGUCCGCCAGUGCCGUUCCAUCGUCGUCCACGCCGAUAUCCAGUCAUUCACAAGCCUUUAGAUCCCCCGGGCCCCAGUCCCUGGAACAUCAUUAUCACACCAUCGAUGGUGAUGACUUCGAGGCCCCUGAUUCGGACUAUGAGCCCUCCACAGAGGACUGGCGAAAGGCCCUGGCCAAAGAGGAUCUCGAUCGUUUGGGGAAGAAGGAAAGCCAGCGGCAAGAUGUUCUCAAUGAGCUUUUUAACACAGAAAGAAGUCAUGUCAGGAAUUUGAAGGUUUUGGACCGCCUCUUCUAUCGUCCUCUUGUGGCUGAAAGUGCGCACUCGCUUGGACAACACAAGGAAUUUGUCGAGAGCUUAUUCCCUAAUCUCCCUGAUGUCCUGGCUUGGCACACCAAAUGCAAUCAGAAGAUGAAGGACAAGGUCAAGAGGCUGGGAUACCCUGUGGGCAACAUUGGUGACAUUCUAAGUGAAAUGUUCUUCGGCGAUAAUGGAGACAAGCUAAUCGAGAUCGGGUCGACUUUCACCAAGAACCAAAAGUUCACCAUCGAAGAACUCAAGGACAGGAGGAAACGCGAUCAACGCUUCGACAAGUUCCUGACCGAAACCGAGAACAAGCCCGAAUGUCGGCGACUCCAACUGCAGGCCUUGUUACCCAUGGAACACCAAAGGCUGGUCAAGUACCCUCUGUUGCUGAACCAGUUGUGGAAGAAGGGUAGUGAGAUUUGUGAUAAGACUGAGCAAGACAUUGUCCAUAGUUGUCAAGAGCGGACCUGUGUCAUUCUGGAAAAUAUUGACAGGCGGGUGGCCGAGGCGCAGAAUAUGCAUAUGAUGGCGGAAAUCCAGAAGAACUUGGACACCUCGGGUCUUGAUAAAUUGCCCGAUAGUCCCCUCUACAAGGAGUUCAGGAAAGUGGAUCUUACCCAACACACUCUACUCUAUGAUGGCGUUCUAACCAUGAAAUUGGGCCAAAAACCAAAAACCAAAACGGUGGACUUGCAUGUUCUUCUGCUGGAAGACUGUGUCAUGCUUUUGCAAAAGCAGGAUGACAAGUACCUUCUCAAGUAUCACAUGACCAAUUCCUUGGCUAUGACUGCGGCCAAUCAGUCGAACAUGGGCAAAACUUGCUUUGCCCCAAUCAUUAAGGUGUCCAACCUUCUCAUCAGGCCAAAUGCAACAGAUAAACGCUCUUUCUACCUCCUCAACAACAGUCCAAAUGGUCCUCAAUUCUAUGAAUUGGCAACCCAAUCAAGUACAGAUCGCGCACAGUGGUUCAAACAUAUCACUGAGGCCACCAACGCUUUCAACUCUCGAGAUGAAUCCCAACGCGCCAGCGACCGAUCUGGCUCGGACCUGUCUUCACAGAACGGUCCUCUGGAUGGAUCCAGUCAAGCGGGUGCUGCCAAUGAUCUCGUGGGUGGACCUGGAUAUGAGGGUGGGAAAGCCAGUGGGCGUUCCGAAUCGUUCAAGAGCGCGAAGCACGAAAGUGAUCGCGACAGCAAUGAGGACAGCGUCAGCAAGAAGACAGGUGACGGUAAUGUCAAUCAGUCCAAUGAUCCGGCAAACUCAAGUAGUUCCGGGCAGCGCAAGCGCCUUCAACGGGUAGAGAUCCUCAAAAUUGCAGAGCCAUGUCCAUUGAUAGAUCCUUCCCAGGUGGUGGUCACCCAAGGGGAGAUCUUCAUGGCCGAGCCUAUUCUUACGCCCAUAGAGAAACUACGUCGAAAAGAUUUAGAGGUGGCCAGAGCUCUCGAGGAAAAGAAGCAACUGUUAGCAGAGAUACUAAAUGUCCCAACAGAGCAUUUUGACGAUAUUGCGGACAUUGCCUCGUCACAGCCUUCCCACGACAAGGAUGCUCGCGAAGUUCUCCUUGCAGCCUUGGCACAAGCCAAAUCCCUGUGCGACCUUGUUAACCAAAUCCUCAACAUGAAUGAUGAAGACCGCAUGGUUUUAGGCUCAGAGGUGUCUUUGAACUCGUCAUAUACUCGGAACACUUCAAGUUCGUCCAGUUCCACCCGAGAGCAACAACGGCCCUUAUCCCCGACUAGUGGGAUAAGUGGAGACGUGUCCACUGCCGGCAGUGGACCGUCAUCAUUGAUGUCUUCGAAACUCUCUUCUUCCAAUUCGACGACCCGACAACUGCAUCCACUAACAGGGCGGUCUGCCGGGAAGCUUGUUAGCAUUUCAGUCAACUUGAACAGUCAGUUAACCACACUCUUGGGCAAGAUCCAAGAGCUGGAUGAGGAGCGUGAACGCAUGAAACGGGAGUUGCAACGCUCUCAAGAACAAGUCCAUGCUUACCUCUCCCAAUCGACGUCAGUUAGGACCAGUUCCAUGUCUGCUGUGAGUCCGGGAUCGAGGCCAGCCUCGUUCAUUUCAGUGGAAGAGAGCUCGGGGGCCGGGGAUCUCUCGGAAAAGGGUACCCAAGAGAGUGGUGGAGAAGAUGAUGCUCUACCCACUAACAUGUACGAAAAUAUCUCGUCAAGUGAUCAGGACCUUCCCGAGCCAGUAACACCCACUAAUGCAAAACCAUUGGAGGAACCACCUGCUUCCAGCUCCGAUGAUUCCCCAUCCAGUCCGGGGCCAUACACAUCUCUAAAUAAAGAGGAAUCUCUCGAGAACUCUCCUAGUGAUUCGGAUAAGACAGUUACUGAGUCGACACCUACCUACAACGAGGAAGCUCCGCCUUCGAACGAAACCGCCCCUGGACCCGAUGAGACUGAAGAUUUGGAUUUGGCCGGAGCCAAUGCAACUGCGUCCCCAGUCCAGGAAACCGAGGAAUAACGCCGCAGUGUAAUUCCUUGUAGUCGGUGCCAAACCGUCGAAUUGAAGGCUUCCCUUCCGUUUGUAGGACUAGUCAGUGUUCCAUAUCCCUCUUUGCGUAGAGGAAUCACAAGUGCCACCACCCAGAAGCAGAGUUCCUCUUUCCCAUCUGACCAUUUCGUGUGCUUGAAACUUUGGAUCCCAAAUCGCGGCGCUUUUCCGCCGCGAAAAAAGCGGUCCGAAAAGUCUUGGGCGCAUAAGAACAAAAAACGCGUGAAAUCUGAACAGAAUCGCCAAGAUAAUGCGCAGAAAUCACAUAUUGACGUUGCCACAUUCCAUUUACCAUAUUCAUUUUGAUUUCUGUCCUUAUUACGGGGAAACUACUGACGCUCUACUUUGAUGUUGAUGUGAAAGAGAAGCAAGAGAAAGUCCAUGCAUGAUCGUACGAAAAGCAAAACAGAGAAAAAAAACUAGCUUUUGGGGGCUCAUUGUACCCUGACCCAAGACUGGUCGCCGGGGUUGGCGAUAUUGAACAGAAACACACACCCACACACACAUAUACACAACAACUCGGUCCUGUCCUUGCUUUCCUUGGACGGCUUUUAACCAACUGUGAAUCGACUACUCGGUUCGUUUCGGCAAAAUGUAUCGUUGUUUGAGAAGAGGAAAUGAAGAGUAUCGCACUUUAAGAAAGAAAAGUAUUAAGUAUUUUCAUUUGUUUCUGUGAAUGUUGGAUCAUCAUUCUAUUUUUGCAGUUAUCCCAAGUUGAUCGUCAUUGCAACCCCAAAUUGGAAAGCCACCCAACCUCAGUCUCCUCAUGUUCCUCAUUUUCAAAGAUCCUCCUCCUCCCUCAUCCAACUCGAAAAGCCAACCCAUCCAAGUGUAAAUAGGUCAAAAGAACGCUAAAUUGUGAUGAUACCGAAGCAAACUAAAUGCAAGGAAUCGAACCUUAACAUAGAAACAACUACUUACUCCAAUCAAAAACAAAAACAACCCGCAAAUUGAUCAAACCAAUCUGCUUUGCACCUACUUUCGUUCUCCUUUUGAAUUGCCCAUUGCCAAACAGAUGGACGAUUUUUAAAAAUCCGACAAGGACUUAGUUUUCAUUUCCUGAUUUUUUCCCUAUGAUGUGAUCAUUUUCUAUCUCAACUACGUCCUGAUGAGUUUUACCUUCGCUGACACGUCUUCUUGGUCCACUGAAUUACUCUCGUCGGAAAGAGUGAUUCUUUGCCGCUUCCACAUCACCUUCAUUUUCUCUCUCACCCUUUAUAAUCCUAUAUCCUCUAUAUAUUAUCUUAUGAAAGAAGAAGAAAAAAAGGUUGAUUAUCAUCAUUAUUAUUAAUAUUAUCAUUAUUGCUAUCAUCCAUGUUACGUAAUUUACCACACGAACACAAAUGUAAAUAAAAAUGAAGAAGGAAA